Musa acuminata AAA Group (dessert banana) is the source of this 1398-nucleotide messenger RNA. RefSeq names its product gibberellin 2-beta-dioxygenase 1. The transcript is spliced from 3 exons. The coding region runs from base 129 to 1202 and encodes 357 amino acids. Gene Ontology annotation, biological process: response to light stimulus; gibberellin catabolic process. The record is from RefSeq and is a predicted model, not a curated record. Lineage: Eukaryota; Viridiplantae; Streptophyta; Magnoliopsida; Zingiberales; Musaceae.
CCUCUCGCACCCUUCUCAAGCUUAGCCCACUUCCCUACUCCGACUCCCAUUCGCUGCCAUCCUCCUCUCUUCCUGGUCCCUUAGCGCUCGCCUCCAGAUUGUGUUCGCAUGGUGGAGCAGCAGAAGCCAUGGUGAUUGCGUCGGUCACGGCAGAGAGCAACGAGAGGAUCAGGACCCUCGAGUACCCCGUGGUCGACCUCUCGUGGAAGAGAGGCCGGGCGGCGGAGCUGCUCGUGCGGGCCUGCGAGGAGUUCGGCUUCGUCAAGGUGGUCAACCAUGGCGUGCUCAGGAGCGUCAUCGCCAAGAUGGAGGCCGAGGGGGCGAGGUUCUUCGCAUUACCUCCCUGCGAGAAGCAGAAGGCCGGCCCGCCCACCCCGCUCGGUUACGGCAUUCGGAGCAUCGGCUUCAACGGCGACAUGGGGGAGUUGGAGUACCUUCUUCUCCAUUCCAACCCUUCUUACAUCUCCCAGAAAGCAAAGACGAUAUGUAGAAAGGAUCCAAUACAUUUCAGUGGGGUGGUGAAUGAGUAUGUGAAGCAAGUGAGGCAGCUGGCAUGUCAGCUACUGGACAUGGUGGGAGAAGGGCUGGGGCUGCAGGACACCCGAGUCUUCAGCAGGCUGCUGCAGGACAGCGAGAAUGACUCCUUGGUCAGGCUGAAUCAUUACCCUCCUUGGCCCGGCAGCGACAGGGCCGGGGGUGAUGCCGACCGCGAGCCCGCCGCCGGCAAGUCCAGGGACAAGAGAAGCGGCGGCAGGAUCGGGUUCGGGGAGCACUCUGACCCGCAGAUCCUUAGCAUCCUCCGCUCCAACGACGUCGACGGCCUGCAGAUACUCUCGGCGGAGGCGGACGACGGCGGCGUGUGGAUCCCGGUGCCGGCAGACCCGGCGGCUUUUUAUGUCAUCGUCGGCGACUCGCUCCAGGCGAUGACGAACGGAAGGCUGGUGAGCGUGAGGCACAGAGCCAUGGCGAACUCCUGCAGGCCGAGAACGUCGACGGUCUUCUUCGGUGCGCCGUCGCCGGGCACGCGCAUCACGCCGCUCCCUCAGAUGAUCAGGCCGCACGCCCCCCGGCGCUACAAGUCCUUUACCUGGGCCGAGUACAAGAAGGCCAUGUACUCCCUCAGGCUCGGCCACAAUCGCCUCGACCUCUUCCUCGCCGAUCCUGAUGAUCGCGACCAAGACUCAGGAGGCAUCUCCAACUAACUCGAGAAGAAGAAGACGAAGAAGUGAGGGGUCUCGUAAUCCAUGUUAACCCAAAUUUUGAUAUGAUAAUUACCUGCACAUAGGAUAGUUGAUGGGCUACAGUGUUUUUCCCACUGAGUGUAGUCUCUGCUUUUUUUCUCUCUCUCCUUCUUUCCAUCUUUAGUGUGAUACUCAAUGGUGUGUAUAUUUCUUUUUC